Coffea eugenioides is the source of this 837-nucleotide messenger RNA. RefSeq names its product putative disease resistance protein RGA1. NCBI's taxonomy places the organism in Eukaryota, Viridiplantae, Streptophyta, Magnoliopsida, Gentianales, Rubiaceae. The record is from RefSeq and is a predicted model, not a curated record. The transcript is spliced from 2 exons. Bases 1 to 837 code for a protein of 278 amino acids.
AUGGUGUCCUUACACAAUGUGAAACGCAUUGGGGCUGAAUUCUACGGUCUUGAACAUCUCGAUAGUGCCAGGAGCAGUAGUAGAGAGGCGAAACCAAUCAAUCUGUUUCCAAAACUAUCGCGUUUUGUGUUGGAGGACAUGGAAAGUCUAGAGGAGUGGUCAAAUGCAAUGGUUCCCUCGAAUUCUUCCUCAUCAAUUAAGGUAUUCCCUAAUCUCCAGUACUUGGCAAUCGAAAGGCUCCCCAGUUUGGCUGUUUUACCAGGUAUGGAGAACUUGACAUCUCUUGAGGAGUUAGAGAUACGAAGAUGCGGAAUUGUGUUCACAUUGCUCGAGCGGUUGACGAUCUUUUCUGACGACCCUGGUUGUUGGGCAAAGGGUCUACAAUAUCUUGCCAACCUCUGCGAGUUGGAACUCGGUGGCUUCUCUGACAACCUUGAUUAUUUCCCGUGGCCAGACUCCAUCACCAAGGAUGAUGGUGAUUCUGCAAAACAACAUUUCUUCUCUCUGGAAAAACUUGAAUUGUUUGGAUGGCCAAAAAUCACGUCUCUUCCAGACCAAAUUCAGCAUCACUCUACCUUGACAAUUCUAGAGAUACGGGAGUUUGAGGGGUUGGAAGUUCUUCCAAAGUGGAUAGGUAGCCUUCAAAAUCUUCGAGAAGUGUGCGUUGGCAAUUGCACUAACCUCAAACAAUUGCCCUCUGCAGAAGCAAUACAACACCUCACCAGUUUAAAUCUACUGUAUAUCGCCGACUGUCCUCUUUUAGCAGAGAGAUGCACCAAAGGAAGUGGCGAAAAGUGGCCCAAGAUUGCAUGUAUUCCCCUUAUUGAUACUGAUUGA